GAUACCUGUAAAUAAAAUAUUAUUUCGAAUUGAUUAAUUUUCCCAAUUAUGUCAGUAAUUAGUCGCCAGUCACCCCCGAGGUUCAUUAACCUUGGCGAAAACGUAUACAGGGUACGCAGAUUUAAUGGUAGCUAUCAAAACGUAUUUAUGCCCAUUACUUACGACUCUCUCGAAGACAAAUUGAUAGAGGCUAGAUGCCGAUGGGGCCCUACCAUGCCUAUGGACUUGCAAGACCAUUUUAUGUUCGCUCAACAGCAUUUCUACGUGAGCAGAUACAUUUCACUAUCUAGGCACGAUGGUCUCCAUAUCUGUCAUGCAUUCAUCAAUGGCUGGUGGGUCAUAGGGGACGGAAUAGCACAUAGUAUUGUACGAGAGGUCCUAAAAGAUGAACCCAGAGUCAGAAAUUUGUGGGAUAACUCACGAGUUUCAGGUACAAAUAUUUCUGCUAAAAGGCUAUUAUUCAAUAUUCGUCGUCAUAAAAUCAAAAUACCCCCUAGAAUCAUUAUUUCCAUGGGAAGCCACGAUAUGCUGAAAGAAACUUUCAACAAAGCUUGCAGCAAUACGACGGAGCUGUUUGCUCAUUUAUUGAAUCAUGGCGCAGAGGAAAUUUUGAUUUUGCCUAAUAUUCGUUCCCCUUUGUUACCUGAUCAGACAUUACGUAAUAAAUAUCGAAAAUUCCUCCAAAAUACUCUCCCUAAAAUGGAUUCAGAAAUUAUUGAUUUUGCGUGGAAUUGUGAAGAAGUUAUUGAUAGAGCUGAUCCAUUCUAUAAGGAUGGUGUUGGCAAUUAUUAUUGCAACCCUAACAUUCAUGCUGAACUGGCAUUUCGAAUCAUUAAAUUUACUCAAAAUUGGGAACCGUAUUGGAGAUUGAAUGUCUAAAUUCAACUGAUAUUUACGUAAAUGUCUGCUAAAUGCUGCGAUACUUUGUACAUAUCGUAAAUCUAUUAAUUUCCAUUUCGAAUGGCGUACUAAUUACAUAUUUUGUACAUAUCAUAUUCGUUUAUUUGAAUAAGAGAAGGCAUUUUAUUUGGUAUACCUAUUUGUUUUGCGACUACACCUGCUUGACCGAAGGCAGUUUAAUUUUGUCAAUGUGAAAAAAUCUGCUCGCAAAUAGUUGACGCAAAUGCGAUAACAUCGAUAGGCAGAAGAGAAAGAGAGGAGGUGGUGUUUUCGGUAACGUUCCUAGAACACAAAGGAUCAUUCCUUAUCUUUUUCUUGGAACCGGUCGCCGAGCCGAUGCUCAGCUUAUUGCGACAUUCAGCGCCAUUAGUAUUCUGUCUUUGUUCAGGUGAUGUUACUUUCUAGCCAUCUCGGUAUAGUUGUGAAUUUUUCUAUGUGUUUUUGCGAUUUUUUAUUAUAAUUUGUUAUUUUACGUUAAAGGUAAAGUUUAUUUGUUCUCAACUGCGUUAUAAUUAGUUCGCAAAGGUAUAUUUUUAUUAAUUUGAAUAUUUUUUACCCCAAACAGUGUGUGGUGCGACGCCAUCUUUGCAUGGAUUUGUUAUUCGACGAUAUUUAUUUGGAGUUAAUUCAACGUAAGUAAUUCAUUAUUUUCGUAUUAUUAUUCGUUUAAUUACCAUCGUAUUAGACCUACUAGUUGUACAGCACGUGUGUUAUUCGUACAUCGUACCUGUAAAAACAUCUACUUCAUAUGCUUACCAUACACGCUUGAUGAAGGUAUAUUUUUAGGAAAGACCUAAUUAAAAUAUCGCAUUUGGUACGUAAUAAUUACUUUAACUGAUUCAUUCAGGAAUAAUAAAAUAAAAAAAAAAAACGGAGGAGAAAAAUCGAAGCAUUUUCCACCAGAAUUCUUAUAAAAUAUUCAUUCUGAUUGAUUUAGAUACACACGUGCUGAUUGUUUGAUUAAUUACUUACGUAAAUUUCGCCGAAUCAUACCAUUAAUCACUGUGUUUUGUACAGAUUGAUUGUUGGAAGAAGAUUUUCUAUUAUUAUUUUCGUUACCGAAGAAGUAUUCUAUUUGCGGUGUUAAUCGUCGUCCUGCCAUCAUUUCGGUGAUUUACGUUACUCUCGGUUGGAGAAUUCAAAGAUCCACCUUCUCGGUCGGAUUGGCGGUGCUUCCAGUUCUUUGGAGAUAUUUUGUAAUUAUACGGAGACGUGUACUGGAACGUUAAUUUUGUCAUCUCAAUCUACUCCUUGGAAUUCACGAAAGGUAGAUCUAAUUCUAGAAUUAAUUUUAUCAUUAGUUUACAAACCAUUUAUUCGGUAUUUCCGUAAAAAUAGUAAUGGACAUAUACCGAUAUGUACGAUGGGAUGGAUCCCAGUAUUCAUAUAAUAUACGCAUGCUCGAAAAUCCAAACCAUUCCAUCAAUCGAAGUGGAAAUUCUGAUCGAAACAAUGAUGACCAUUCUUACGAAUUACCUGGCAUACCAUCGCAUUCUUAUUAUAUAAAUGAUGUUGAUGUUCGAUUAAUUGACGAACCUAUCGAUCAACGUUCUGAUUUCGAAGAUUUGUCCUAUUAUUUCGAUAACGUUGACCUAAACGACGCUGAUUUUGGUGUUAUUUCCAGUAUGCAUCCCUACCGUGCACCAUCUUGUCAAUGGUGCGGUGAAGUGUUCGAGGAGCAUCAGGAGGUGGUUAGGAAUGAGACAUGCUCUCAUUGUUACCACCGAAUGUGCGUCCGAGAUAUGACUGAGCGUAGGACUCCUCAGGGAAAUAGAGUCGUUAUGCAGGCACGAUGUCAAAACAGAAACUGUGGAGCAAACGUCGUGAGGCAACGCUACCAUUCGUUGAAUUUUCGAUAUGAGGUCCCACGCAACGUUUGUACGAUCGCUCGCCACCGUCAACAAAUCUCUACGCUCGAAGCUUCGGUAACACAAUCCCAAGUUAACAACGGGAUUUUACGUGAACGCAACACGACUCUCCUGCGCGAAGUUGAAGACUUACGCAGCCGACUAAAUAAUCGAGGUAGUAUUAGUUCAUCUAUUGAUUUACCCUGUGAAUUCUGUAAAUUAAUUCACGCUAACAAUUUAGAUCCGAAUCCAGUCGAUGAAAUGCAUGCCAUUCAGGCCGCCAUGGCUGCCGAAAAUAAUCCACCGAUAAAUCUCCAGCGACAAGCUGCGAUCAACGAGGCUAACGAAAUGAUGGACGAGGUAGAGCGUUUAAUUGAAGCAGACAUUCCCGUAAAUAAUCCUGUAGCCGCCGAAAGAAUCGUUGAUGACGUAAUACUUGUCAACGAGGAAGGUUUUGAAAUCGAACGUAUCGAUACCGAAGAGUCCGACGGAGGCGAACAAGGCGAUAUCCCACCACCAGGUGUGGUCGAAGCUGAUGCUCCUGAAAUUGAAUUACAACCACCGGAGAUACCAGCCCCGUCUGUAAUCAACGAAGCUGCCGUCGAUCACGCUCCAGUCAUUGCUGAUAACGCUUCAGUCGUCGCUGACAACGAUGCCGUAGCACCAGUCGCCGCUAACGAUUCCGAACCUGCCGACAAUAAUGUACAUUUACCAGUCGCCGAACAUGACGAAGAUGCUGCUAACGAUGCACCAGUAGCGGUCGAGAAUGAUAAUCCAGCUCCAUUAGCUGAAGAUCGACAACCGCCGGCACCAGUCCCUAAUCCGGUCGCCGUAGCCGUUGGAUUAAUUCCCCGUCAACACCCGAGGGACCCAAGACCACCGCCACGCGAUUUGCGUUCCGAUUAUUACCAUCAACGCGAUGAUUUUGUAAACGCAGUAUUACGUGAACGAGCUAUGGCCGAAGCACGAUAUCUACCUCAGGCUGCUGAACGCAAUGUAGUCCGCAAUGCUGAACCACCGCAAGGUGCGGCUCAGCUGAUGGACGAUGAAGACGCGCCUAACGAAGAUAUCCGUGAUGAGAGAGAAAUCCGGCUAUACGAUGGAGGCGAAGAUGGCCAACAGAUGCAGAGAGGUGUAUUUCCGAACCGCCGUACUAACAUCAUGGCGAAUUUGCAUCGUGCCGGAUACGAACCACACGGCCGAAUUGAUCGAAAUCUUCGAUAUGAAUUUAUUCAUCAGUCGAAUCAGAUGUACUCCGCUCUCUUCACCUCCUGGUCACCUGACAACCGUCAGCCCAUCACCAGUAUCUUUUUUAACGGAUACUGGGUCAUUGGCGAUGGGCUGGCGCACGGUGUCGCCAGAGAACCUCUACGCCGUAACGCAGUGUUGAAAAAUCGUUGGGAUCGAUCGAGGGUUGCAGGAAGUUUCCUGUCGGCGAGAAGGCUCAUUCAUAAUAUUGAAAAUCAUGUCCUGAACGUGCCUCCCUUCAUCCUUCUCAGCAUGGGCGUACACGAUCUUGCGAUGGAAACUGAGCUCAACGCUCGAUUAAAUACUCAGGCUCUAAUCGAAUUCCUGUUGCGUCAAAACGUUCGCCAAAUAUUGAUACUUCCGCUAAUAAUUGCGCCGCGACGUCCGGAUGCUGAGGUGCGAACAGAGUACCGUGAUUGGAUGAGACGCGUCCUACCGGCAUUGGACCGAGAGCGUGUUCAAUAUUUAGACUUUAUUGAGCCGAUUGUGGACCGCGUCCAGCCUUAUCAUGAGGACAUGGCCGGUAUAAUUUAUGCCCAUCCCUUCGUCCAUUACGACGUGAUGAUGGCAUUAAUCCACCUGCUCGACCCCGACGACGAUUAAACCGACAUUUACGUAAGUUUCACCUGUACAUAGAUUAGUUUACUCGUUUUUCGCUCAAAGUGAGUUAUUUGUUCAAGCAUGUUUAUGCUUAUACUUUUUGUAUUAUUAGUUUAAUUGUUUUUUGAAGGGGAAAUCGGUAUAAUUAGGCCGAAAAACUAUUCGAUAUUAUUUUCAUUACGAGCCUCGCUGAAAUUCGAUUUCAACAAGGUCCACCCUUCGUGGCUUGUUACCCACUUUUUCAUUACGAUUUCCCCAAUGAAAACUAAUAUUGUGAUUUAUUUUGUGAGUGUUAUAAUCAUUGUUUAUUUGUUUUUUGGCGUUUUUGCCAGUAUUUUUAUGUUUAUUACUUUAAUUGUUCUUAUUGUUUAUUAGUUUUCUAAUGUUUUCUCAUUAUAAUAUACUCGAUUAUUUACUAAGGAAAAAAGGGUACGUGUUUUCUCUAUGAGAUGUACAUUUACGUUAAAAAGCUAAUUGUUGAUUUACGCUUAGAAUUAGCCGAUUAUUAUUUUUACCAUCUACGUAUCCCUUAAUUAUUAUAUCCCAGUAGUUAUUUACGCAAUCAUGUUAUUCGUUAUUUUUAUUGUUUGUUCUUUGCGUUCUCGCAUGAUUUAAUGCGAAUAGAAUAAAUUUUGGUUUGAAGAAGUAUUCAAUAUUAUUCUUUAUUUUAAUUAUCAUAUUUGCAAUCGUACCAUUGAAAAUGAAUGAAUUUUAUGAAUAGCUACCUGGGAAUGCGAGUAUUAAUUAAACUGAAAAGAUCGAUAAUUUGAGAAAAUAAUUAGAGCCAAAAAAGAAUAAAAAUAUACUCACAUCAUUACUAACGAAAGGGUUAUACUUGAAAUUAGAGAGAGAGACGUUUUGCUCUUGUUUGAAUGAUUUUAGGUAUUUCCUCUAUUAAUUUAUUAUCGUAACAUUGAAUAUUAUUGAUUUUGGGUAUUUCCGAAUACUUCCAUAAUAAAAUAUAAUGUUCAAUUCGAGAAGAUACUUACGCAAAUAUCUUUUAGAUCGAUAGGUAUUCGAAUGCCCUCCCCUCUGUAUUAUCAUAAUGCAGAAUUCAAUUUGAAACUACAUCGAUGGGUAUUUCCAAAAUGCCAGAAUUGCAUAGGUACUUGAUAAUUAUUUAUUUUUUGGAUACUUAU
Planococcus citri (citrus mealybug) is the source of this 5734-nucleotide messenger RNA. RefSeq lists its product as uncharacterized. The transcript has 3 exons. The coding region runs from base 2241 to 4598 and encodes 785 amino acids. NCBI's taxonomy places the organism in Eukaryota, Metazoa, Arthropoda, Insecta, Hemiptera, Pseudococcidae. The record is from RefSeq and is a predicted model, not a curated record.